Messenger RNA from Exserohilum turcica Et28A, 588 nucleotides. RefSeq lists its product as uncharacterized. The record is from RefSeq and is a predicted model, not a curated record. NCBI's taxonomy places the organism in Eukaryota, Fungi, Ascomycota, Dothideomycetes, Pleosporales, Pleosporaceae. The transcript is spliced from 2 exons. The coding region runs from base 1 to 588 and encodes 195 amino acids.
AUGGCCAUCUUCAAGAUGCUCGUCGCAGCUGCCGCCCUCUUCAACGUCGCUCUCUCGAGCACCGCGUUCUCUUCCGAGGCGCCGUCGGUUGUUACGUCAACGCAGUUCCUCACUUCGGUCACGUUUGUCUCGGGUUUGCCACAGAAGUCGAGCACUAACUGCGCUACGACUACUGUGACCGAGGUUGCGCCUCCUACUACGGUUACGGUCGUCGUGCCGUCUGCAGUGUCUAGCGCUCCAGAGUUGUCGAGUGUUUUGACUUCGUUGCCCGAGUCUAACUCUACUCAGUCUACGGUUACAGCCACCAUGAACAAGACCCAGACUGUCACCCACACGUCGUCCAAGGGCCCCCACCACACCACCAGUGUCUUGGUACCCCUGAACUCGACUGGAAUCGUGUCUGCACCGACUCUGAGCCUCUCUCACACUCACUACGAGAACUCGACGACGGCAACCCCUACAGGAACUGGUCACGCCAGUGUCAGCGCUUCCUACUCGACUCCGCCUUUCACUGCCGCCGCAGAUGUUACCAAUGUGGGUGCUGCUGCACUCGCUGGUGGUUUCUUCAUGGCUCUUUUUGGAUUCUAG